UUGGGAUAAAAGUUAAACUUAAUGAUGUAAACAACGAUGAAGUAAUUAUAACUGGAAUUAGAGGAUGAAUAAAUGAAGAUGAAACUGCCAUAAAAAGACAUAGAUCUAUAGGCUACCCUGAUGUUGCACUGAGCCAUGUUGUCAGAGGAUCCUAAGAAACACAUCCGCUUCAGCAUGUUGAACUUUGAUUACCAGGAUCCUGGCGAUGAAUCAGCUCGCCAGAAGAAAACGUCCGCAGCUCAUAGGCUGCUGGUUAUAGCUGCCAUUUGUAUCGGGACGGCUGUGGUACUUGGGAUCAUUGCCUUGGUUGUUGGACUUCUAAUGAAAGAAGAUCCACGAAAACCUAUAUCUGAGACAGAAAAGAAACUUCAACCUAAACAUACAGUGACAGUAUUCCCAUCAUAUUCAUCAUCGCCAUCACUAUCAUCAUCAUCACUGUCAUCAUCUUCACCACCACCAUUGUUGCAUUCUUCAUCACUUUUAUCAACACCGCCAACACUGUCGUCGUCAUCAUCAUUGUCAACAACACCUUUGCAUGUUUUAUCGUCAACACACCCAAUUACACAUUUGUCCGUCAUUUCAUCAACACCAUCUUCAGCGUCGGAUCAAUGGAUGGAUUUGUCCUACCUUAAGAACUACAGAGGUUGAAUCACCAUUAAUGGUUACUAUUGAUUCAUCAACUGUUCAAAGAAUUGAUUCAUCAGAGUUGACUGUCGAUGGAAUCGAGUCUACCAUUCCGGUUGUUGAAAGAACACACAGUGUAUUUAUCACUGACACGUCAACUCCACAGAUGGUUUCAACGUCUUAUUCUGAAUUUUCUAGUACAGCUGACAUCGUGGAUAUUUCUGCUAGUUCAGUGGAGACAGGAAUAAUGACCACCGUUAUUCCAGUUAUUACCACACCUGCUACAAUAUUACCAGCCUGUAAAGCGACAGAGUACCAGUGUGAUGGAGGUGAAUGCAUUCCGAAACGUCAAGUCUGUGAUCAAGUUACAAACUGCAGGGACCAGUCUGAUGAGCAUUUUUGUGCCAACUGUACAGGUUUCCAGUGUUCAUCUGGCCUGUGUCUGUGGGACAGUUUUCGACAACAUUGUGAUGGUAUCUUCCACUGCGCAGACCUCAGUGACGAAAAACAGUGUCCUCUGAGACCAGGGAAUCGACUUUGUAAGAAUGGUGUUCAGAUUUCACGGUUACGUUGGUGCGACGGUGUGGACAACUGCUUUGAUAACUCAGAUGAAGCAUCAUGUCCGUGUGUAAAUGGUCUGUAUGCAUGUCCUGACGGGUCGUGUAUACUCAGAGAAUGGAUGUGUGAUGGACAUGCCGAUUGUCAGAAUGGAACGGAUGAAGAAGGAUGCAGUUCUUGCAGUAAAGACCAAUUUGUCUGCUCAGACUACACCUGUCUGAAUCAGUCGCAAGUGUGUGAUGGGAAUUACUCGUGCUCUGGAAGAGAUGAUGAAAUAAACUGCUUUCAUCUGCCAGAAAACUCUACCGAACCACUGAGAAUUAGGGUUGAAAAUGAAAGUUUUCCUGUCUGUGCUGACCACUGGACUUCCACACACAGUCAUUUUGUCUGUCAGGAGAACGGCCAAACUUUGCGAUCCUCCUCUUUAAUAUCCUCGCCUAAUAUCUCUACCGAAGUGUUAGCUUUGAGAGACAACCAAACAUUUAAUCCAGGAAUUCAGCCAGUUCUUAGAAACUUUGACAGAAGGUUGUCUUGCCUGUCAGAACGUCUAGUUUCUGUUUCAUGCAAACAGCAAGAGUGUGGUGAGAAGAAGGCCAGUGUUUUGACACCGUUUAUUGCCGGAGGUUCCGUGGCUCUCGAAGGCAAGUGGCCGUGGGUAGCUGCGAUCUCGUACCUCGGUAAAUACCAGUGUACAGGAGCCGUCAUCGGUCGCAGGUGGAUUAUCACAGCUGGACACUGUGUCUCUAGACCUGACAGUUACAACUACAGCAGCACUCCGUAUUAUUUUGAGAUUGUUCUCGGCACCACGGAUCGAACCCACAAUGUUUCUGAAAACGUGCAACGUCUGCGUGCAGUGAGAGCCAUCACCCACCCUGACCUGCGUCUCACUGAUGCGGGGAUUGUCGACUGGGACGUAGCUCUACUAGAGACUGCCGCUGAUAUCCGUUACACGGACUAUGUCCAGCCCGUGUGUCUACCGGAUAGUGGCGAGAUUUUGUCGACGUCACUGCUAUGCUAUGUUGCUGGAUGGGGGUGGCUCAGUACCCAACAGUAUGUGACCACGGAGAAACUGCGCGAUGCUAAGAUGCAGCUGUGGACAGCUGGACGCUGUGCCGGGAACACGGUUGUCGGGGAGACGGUGGUGAACACGAACUCCACCCUGUGUGCCGGAUAUCUCAUGGGGCGACCCACAGCAUGUCAGGGUGAUUCUGGUGGUCCACUGAUGUGUCAGAAAUUCCCCAGGGGGCGCUGGCAUCUCGCUGGAGUUGUCAGUAGCGGAAGCAAUGAGUGCGGACAACUAUCGCCAGGAAUGAGAGCCAACAGGUUUGCCAGAGUCGCCAGCGUCGUAGACUGGAUUCACAGAGUUAUAGCAGAAUAAUAGUUUCUGGCACAAGUCCUUUUGUAUAUGGAUUUUCUGACAACCAUCUUUAAAAAACCCCAAAUCCUUGUAGUGAACUUUAACAAGCUCCGUGGAUUGAUUUUCUUGAGAUGCGUGUCAGAAAACUCAUCUACACUUGCUAGAAAUAUUUUCUAGUUCAACGAGUCCUUAUAAUUUUAGUCUACAUGUAAUUAUUAUAAAAUUUACUGCAUUUUAUUUUUGUACUUUGACAUCACUUCUUCUCUCAGCUGAUAAGUAUUACAUCAUGAGAAAGAAUGCAUGCAGGUAGUGGUAAAUUUUAUAUGAUGUCAGUUACUUACAGUAUGACAUAAUCAAAAGGUAGCAACGGCUGUCUACCUCCUAAACAAUGAGAUGAAUUAACAACUAAAAGGGCAGAUUACCUAAGGAAGGAAAUAUUUUUAUUUAACGACACACUCAACACACUUUAUUUACGGUUAUAUGGCAUCAGACAUACACAUGUAUAUGGUUAAGGACCACACAGAUAUUGAGAGAGGAAAC
This is a messenger RNA of Gigantopelta aegis, 3079 nucleotides long. Its product is annotated as transmembrane protease serine 2-like. The transcript is spliced from 15 exons. The record is from RefSeq and is a predicted model, not a curated record. Lineage: Eukaryota; Metazoa; Mollusca; Gastropoda; Neomphalida; Peltospiridae. Gene Ontology annotation, biological process: acrosome reaction; proteolysis. Bases 536 to 2560 code for a protein of 674 amino acids. Gene Ontology annotation, molecular function: protein binding; serine-type endopeptidase activity.